Molecule: messenger RNA, 256 nt
Organism: Paramecium octaurelia
Lineage: Eukaryota; Ciliophora; Oligohymenophorea; Peniculida; Parameciidae
Source: the annotation of a GenBank genome assembly
UCUCUAAUGAUAAGAUAAAUAUCCAAAAAAGCCAUAAAAAAAACUCUCAGAAAUAUACAAUAUUGGAAAUGCUUCUCAAAGAGGUAGAUGAAGAGGUGGACUAGGAUAUGAGAGACAAUCCUGUAUUUAUAUAUAUAUAUCUUAUAAGAAAUGUGUUAAAACUCCACUCUAGCUUUAACCAUUAAACGACAACUUUAUCGAAUAAUUAAAGCACAUCAAGGCCAACUUGUAAAAGGUGUUAAGGAAGAAAUUAUGA